Phymastichus coffea is the source of this 3785-nucleotide messenger RNA. It is a transcript of the gene HisCl1, whose product is annotated as glycine receptor subunit alpha-2. The record is from RefSeq and is a predicted model, not a curated record. Gene Ontology annotation, molecular function: neurotransmitter receptor activity; transmembrane signaling receptor activity; extracellular ligand-gated monoatomic ion channel activity. Bases 891 to 2306 code for a protein of 471 amino acids. NCBI's taxonomy places the organism in Eukaryota, Metazoa, Arthropoda, Insecta, Hymenoptera, Eulophidae. The transcript has 6 exons. Gene Ontology annotation, cellular component: neuron projection; membrane; synapse. Gene Ontology annotation, biological process: chloride transmembrane transport; chemical synaptic transmission; regulation of membrane potential.
UAAUAGCGGUGGCGGCGGCACUUCACCGCAGUGCUUUCGUUAAAAAUGAACGAGCGCGGCUCGGUGACCCGAAAGGAGCGACGCCGAGGGAGCCGCGGGACCCCCGAUCGAUCCACCCCGCCGACGUCUCAGGCCGACAGCCGGCAAGCGCCGAGCGCCCGCAGCGGCCGCCGGCAAAGUCGCGCGCUCGCUUGUCCGCCGCCGCCGCCGCCGCCGCCGCCGCCUCCACCGACCCCCACCGCGACGCGGCCGACCGCGCCGGGCGUGAUGAUCCGCGCAAUUGGCUUCGCAGCCCUAACCCCAUUAACGCGGCACUGCAAUCGAGCAGCCGCGACGGACCACCGGCGACGCCGAUCCGCGACGGGCCGCGGGGACCGCCACGAGGAGCAGCAGCGGGCCAGCGCCGCGAGCCGACGACCCGGCGCGCCGCGAGCCGACGACCCGGCGCGCCGCGCGCGAUCGGCCGGGGCCGGGCCGAGUCCGAGCGCCGAGCCGCGCGGCCGCGGAUCGGCGGCGAUUGACGGCCGCGGUGGCCGGCGCGAUCGGCCGGCGGCGAGUCGCGCGCAGCGAUGAGCGCGCCCGUCGAUGAGAGAGUAGUAGGGCUUAAUCAGUUCGUCGAUAGGGAAAUUGGCUUAGGCGCGGGGUGGGGGCCGAUUUUCCGCGAUCGCACGCGCACCCCCGCCACUGGCGCGGCAGUGCGAGCCUGCGACGAUGCCCGGCGGGCGCGACUCGGCCCGGCCUGACCGUUGAUCGCCCGUCCUCGCGCCCUCGUCGAGCAGCAUGGGGCCCAGUGCGGCCGAACGGCUGGCGCGCCGACGCCCGGCCCGCGGAGCCGCGCGCCAGUGGUAGAGCCGCGCGCCCGGUCGGCCCGCGCGAGCCGAGCGCCCAGGAUGCCGCGGAGGCGCUCGCUGGCGGUGCUCUGCUGCUACCUGUACACGCUGCUGGACAUGGCGGCGCUGCACUACCCCGACAGAGUCUGCGAGGCCGUCCUCUCCACGCAGCUGGAGGCUUGGCACCUUAGCUUCGAUAGCCUCGGCUCCAGUCGCACUAUUCGGCUCUCGGCCUCGAUGAGAAAACGCGACUACCGCUUUUUCCCCAAGAUCGCCAGGGACGGCGGCGCCGACAGCGAGGACUACGGGCGCACGGAGGUGUCGCUCUCGCUGCGGGACAUACUGCCGCUCAACCCGAAGAACUACGACAAGCACCGAGCGCCCAAGUACCUGGGCCAGCCGACCAUCGUCUACUUCCACGUGACGGUGCUGAGCAUCGACUCGAUCAACGAGGAGUCCAUGACCUACGUGGCCGACAUCUUCCUGGCGCAGAGCUGGCGCGACUCGCGCCUCCGGCUUCCCGAGAACAUGUCCGAGGAGUACCGCAUCCUCGACGUCGACUGGCUGCACAACAUCUGGCGGCCCGACUGCUUCUUCAAGAACGCCAAGAAGGUCACCUUCCACGAGAUGUCCAUACCCAACCACUACCUCUGGCUCUACCACGACAAGACGCUGCUCUACAUGUCCAAGCUCACGCUCGUGCUCUCCUGCGCCAUGAAGUUCGAGUCCUACCCGCACGACACGCAGAUCUGCUCGAUGAUGAUCGAGAGUCUGUCGCACACCACGCAGGACCUCGUGUUCAUCUGGAACCUGACCGAUCCGCUGGUCGUCAACCCCGAGAUCGAGCUGCCGCAGCUCGACAUCGCCAACAACUACACCACCGACUGCACCAUCGAGUACUCCACCGGCAACUUCACCUGCAUCCAGAUUGUGUUCAACCUGCGGCGCCGCCUCGGCUACCACCUCUUCCACACCUACAUACCCUCGGCCCUCAUCGUCGUCAUGUCGUGGAUCGCCUUCUGGAUCAAGCCCGAGGCGAUACCCGCGCGGGUCACCCUCGGCGUCACCUCCCUCCUGACCCUCGCCACCCAGAACACCCAGUCGCUGCCGCCCGUCUCCUACGUCAAGGCCAUCGACGUCUGGAUGUCCUCGUGCAGCGUCUUCGUCUUCCUGUCGCUCAUGGAGUUCGCCGUGGUCAACAACUACAUGGGGCCGGUGGCCACCAAGGCGAUGAAGGGCUACUCCGACGAGGACCUCCGCGAGGCCAUCGACGAGUUCAAGACGCCGAUCAGGGGAGCAGCGGCCGACUCGGAGCGCAGAGGCAGCCCCUCCAGGAGCCAGGCAGCCCAGUCGCCCCAGUACGACACCUGCUGCGAGGGUCGCGCCACUGCCAUCUACAUCGACAAACUCUCGCGCUUUCUCUUCCCCUUCGCCUUUCUCAUUCUCAACGUCGUCUACUGGAGCACCUUCCUCUGAUUCGACGCGCGCGUUUGACGCUGCUCCAGCAGCAGGACUCUUCGCCGCCCAUCGGUGUCCAACGAAUCGAACGGCUGUUGUUCGCCUAUCUUGACCUCCUCGGCUCGGAUUUCGGUGGCGCUGGAGCUGUAAGUGUUUGCGGUGAUUCGUUGUCUACAAGUCGACUGCUCGAACGCUCAUCAAUUUUGUUCUAUUGCAGUCGUAGUUCCGAGUGGAUUCUAUCGUCGAUGAGAAGCGCCUGGCUUUUCUCGAAUCGCAAAAAUCACAAACGACCACAAACCUACGAUUGCAACGGAACGAAACUGCUCGAACGAUUAGUUCGUUGAAAAACAAAAAAAUUGAUGCGAGCACCUAUCAGCUUGGCGCCAUCGGGACUCCAGUUGUGGAGGUCAAAGUAGAUGGAAAACACCUAUCCCUCGAUAGGUAGAAAGCUCAACCUGCUCCUAGACUACGCCGCGAGCUAUUAGCAGUCGGGUCAGCGCCCCCACAUGGUACCGUGUCCUCCGUCACACAUCCCUUUCGAGUUUCCGUCUGGCUUAGUUUUGCGGCAUCGUCAACCGAUCAAUUUGCGCGUUCCGGACUAACGUUGUCGCGUCGUCGCCUACCCCCGUCCACCCGGGCGUGAAAUUCCCGAGCGCGCCGUGCUCGUACGUCGAAUUCACGCGACGAGCCAGCCAGCGCGCGGUGUAUCGGCCGAGCUGUGCAUAAUUCGAACGCCAGGAGCGCUGGCUUAUCGUCCGGCUUUGUCUGCUGUCGGGGCACAGCGUCACUUAAGUCGGAGGCGCCGGCGGCUCCGCCGGGAGCGCGACGCGCCGAGCGGGCGUCUUUUCUAGCCGUAUCGCCGUCGACCAUUUGAACGGAGUGUCGCGGCAUUGUCGACGAGCACGAGAUCGCUGAAAAAGACGCUCGCCUCGCGAACUUCCGAAUGACACGCUCCGAAAUUGAUUGAGCGACGUCCGGCCACUCAUCCGGCGUUUAUCGAUGUCACUUGUCGUUCACUUCAAUAUUAUACGACUGUUUGGAAAUCGAAAUUUAUUAUUUGUCGUGUCAAAUUUUCUUUCGGCGGAAUAUGAUACGGAAUACGAUAGUACGGAAAUUCAUUGAAAACCAAAAUCUUUCGGAUUUCCCGUAGAUUUUGCACGAAUUUGGCAUCCAAACGGCUGCGCUGAAAUAACGAUUGCACUGAUAAUUGUUGGAACAAACGAUAGCUGCAAAAAUGUAUCCUUCGUACAAUUUACUAUUCUCAUACUGGCCGAUCCUAUAUGCCCCCCCCCCCCUCUUGGCAGAAUAUGCAUUGCCGAUUCAUGAGUUGAGCUGCACCUUUUAUAUGUCAGUUCUUUUAGUCAUUGUUAUACCGUUUAGGUACUACGAUUGCAAUUUGUUGAUUCGCAAUAGAUAAAGAGUCGAGAAAAGCGACGAUUGCGACAAUGUAUAGAUUUGAGAAAAUAUAAGAUUUGUACUUACCCUGUUGCGUUAGCG